AUGAAAGUUUUAUUAUUAUUUUUGAGCUUUCUCGUUGUGUCAUCUUGUUUUGAGAAUGAUGCAUUAAACGUCAGUCGUCACGAGAAUGAAAAAAAUAAAAAUACCUUCCAAAGCUCUUCACUUUUAAAGACUUUUGAAAGAGAAAAAUUAAUUGAGCUAAGAAAAUUCCUUUUGGAUUUCGGAGAAUACAAUGAGAUUCUCGACAACACAAACAUCACACAACAGUGCAAGAUUGAUUUUCAAGAAUAUCUCAAGAAUCUUAUGAACUUUGAGUUAUGGGCUCUUGAAAUGUACGAUUCGUCUGCCAAAAUCUCAUCCGGACUGCUAAGUGGGAAUAUCAACAAUUUUGGUGAUUUCGAUGAAUGUUUGCAUGUUCAACAAUCUAUCAAUGGGAUAAGAGGCCAAUACUGUCUCGCAUAUAUUAAAAUCAAUGUACCGCAAGAUAUGUUACACGUGAGACGAUUGAAAGAGCUUUCACAUUCACUUGAAACGUUCCAAAGCAAUUUCACAAAAGGGCUUGAUGAUCUGUACCAUUACAUUCCGAUAUUUUCGUCAUUUCUUUGGUCAUCGUGUCUUCCGUCAACAUGCAGUUACACAGAGUUUAUUCAAGUUGUUCAAGGCCAGUUUAAUAAGUUUUUAAAUGGAACCGACAUCCAAGCAGAAGUAAAGAGUGAAAAUAAUCUUUGCCAAUCACAAAUGAAUACAAUGACGCUUUCAACAAGUACCAAUGUCGUUCUAUUUUUUGUUGCAGCCCUUGUUGUUAUUAUUAUUGUCACGACACUCUAUGACUUCAUGGCGCUGAAUCCUGAAGACACAAAUGGGACUAUUACGUCUUCGUUCUCUUUGGUCAGAAAUUGGAAAGAAUUAAUGACUGUUGAUGAAUAUGACGAGAAUGAUGUACGAUCGGUACACGGCAUUCGUUUCGUUGCUGUUUUAAUGAUUUUCAUCUCCCACAAAAGCUUCUUCAUUUACUUCUAUCCAAUGGCAAAUCGAACGAACUUGAUAGCAGAAACUUUUAAAGGAUCAACUGUUCUUAUUAGAGCAGGGUUUCUAUAUACUGAGCUUUUUCUCAUGAUAAGUGGAUUUUUGGCGGCUUAUUCUCUGCUUCGGCGAUUAGAAGAAAGAAAGAAAAUUAAUUUUCUGAAAGAAUAUUUCGACAGAUACUUGAGGAUCAUGCCUUCAGUGCUUGCUUUGAUUCUCUUUACUUCACACAUCAUGCCAUACAUUGGAUCAGGUCCAUUAUAUAAAAUAUUAACGGAAAGAGAAGCGGAACUGUGCAGUAAAUAUUGGUGGAGAAAUUUACUCUUCAUCAACAUUUGGUUUGGUGUUAGACCGAUGUGUGGCUUCCAUACCCAGCAUGUUUCAAUCGAUUUUGAAUUGUUUCUUGUUGCGCCAUUUUUCGUCGCUUUUAUUUAUAAAUUGCCGAAGAAAGGAAUAAAGUUUUUAAUAGCAACUGCCAUCGUUUCAAGUGUUGCUAAAUGUCUUGUCGCUUACCAAAAUAAUCUUUCCGAGUUCAUUAUACAUGGAUUAACUUCUAGACAAUUAUUUGAAACAGCAGAUUUAAUGUACAUUUUACCACAAUUUCGUUUCACAUCAUACGCAAUGGGAAUUCUUGCUGGUUGUGUGAUAAAACGAGCUCGAGAUGUAAAAAUUUCAUUAACACAAUUAUAUUCACUUUGGACUUUAACUUUAUCAGCAAUGUUUUUGAGUCUUACACUUGCUUCCAAAUUAACAGCUCAGGAUUACCAAUACAAUCCACUUCAUGCUUCUGCUAUGACAUUUCUGCCGAUUCCAUUUUGUUUCUUUUUCAUUUUAAUCAUUUUCACCAGUGAGAUGAAAUAUUCCAAUUUUCUAACAAACUUCCUUGAAUGGAAAGGAUUCAAAGUAACAACUAAGCUGUCGUAUAGUUUCUACCUUGUCCAAUUCGUUGUCUUUAGUUACAAUACUGGAAGUGCUCGAGGUUCAACAUUUUACAAUCUAAUUCAAACCGGUAUUGAUUGUGACGAGUUAGUUUUUAUUUUACUUGGAACUUUUCUUCUGACGCUUUGUGUUGAGAUUCCUGUUAAGAAUUUAAGGAAGUCAUUAUUCAGGGAUAGAAUUGUGAUCAGAUUCAUUGAAGUUUUAAGCAAGCAAUAUAUGAAAUUGGAGAGGCCAUUUGACUUAUCUCACAUAUCAAACAUUACAAGUGAAUGUCGUGCAGAUUCACACAAAUUUAUUGAAGCGUUGAAGAAAUUUGAAUUGUGGGCUUUGAAAAUGCACGAUGCAACUGCAAAAAUUUCUUCCGGCCUCCUUAACGGCAACCCUGGACAUCGAGUUCCACGGUAUUCAACGAUCAAUUGGGGAAUUUGCGUUCCCUCAUCAUGUACACAUCAAGAUGUUGAAGUUGCUUUAACUUAUUACAUAAAAAGAUUUACAAGCGGAACUGGAAUCAAUGUUGACAUAAGAGUUGAAAAGACAAUGUGUCAAGUCAAAGAUAGAAAAUGGUUUAUGAAUUUGACUCAAUCAACAAUCAUUGCGAUUUCUUCAAUGAUUAUUCUUCUUCUUAUUAUUUUGGGAUCAACUUUCUACGACUACAAUUCGCCAAUCGAGUCCAAAAGCCAAUUAUUGACGUCAUUUUCAUUCAUCAGAAACAUGAGAAGUUUAACAACAAUCAGACAUGAGUCAGGUGAAAUUAAAGUCGCUCAUGCUAUUAGAUUUUUCAACGCUAUCAUGCUUGUCGUGGCUCACAAAUGCAUGGCGUUGUUUUUCAAUCCUUAUUCAAAUAGAACUGACAUGACAGAAAUGCUUGGCAAACCUUGGACAGUUCUGGCACGAGCUGCAUCGCUUUACACUGAUCCUUUUUUAAUGUUAAGUGGAAUGUUAACUGCACACUCACUGAUUGGCAAACUUCAGCGUGGUCAUCGAAUAAAUAUUUUGAAGGAAUACUUGGGACGAUACUUACGAAUUAUGCCAUCCUUAGCUUUUCUUAUUGCUUUCUGUACUUUCAUUUUACCACUGCUUGGUGAUGGUCCACAGUGGAAUCUUGUCGUGACACAUCAUUCAGACAUUUGCAAGAAUUAUUGGUGGAGAAAUCUUCUCUUCAUUCAUAAUUGGUUUGGAUUCUCAAACUUAUGUCUCACGCACACGCAUCACCUUGGAAUCGAUACGGAAUUGUUUUGGAUAUCACCUUUCCUGAUUCUGACACUUUGGAAGUGGCCUAAAAAAGGAAUGAAAAUGUUAUUUGGACUGGCAGCUUUAUCAACAAUUGCGCGUUAUUAUGUCACAUUCAAAUAUGACUUGUCGAACUACGUCUUCUACGGCACAAGCAUUAAACAAAUGUUUGAGACGGCUGAUAUAAUGUACAUCAAUCCAUUACAUAGAUUUACUGUCUACGCUAUGGGAAUUAGCCUUGGAUACAUUUUACAAAUGUUCAAAGAUUACAAACUAUCAGAACAGCAGUUAAAAAUUGGUUGGUAUGUGAGCAUAGCGUCAAUUUUACUUGCAUUUUUUGGACCAGCGCCAAUGGGUGACAUUGAUUACAAAUUCAAUGCUACUCAUGCUGCACAUUAUGCCGCUUUGGCUCCUAUUGCUUGGUGCAUGUUUUUUGGAUGGGUGAUUCUCGUCUCUCAACUUGGACAUAAAAAUAAAUUUAUCAGCGUUCUAGAGUGGAAAGGAUUUUCAUUUUGCACCAAAUUAUCGUAUGGUUUAUAUCUCACUCAGUUCCCAGUGUUCUUCUACAAUGUCGGAAAAGUGCGGUCGCCCAUUCAAUACAAUUUCUUUAACAUUAUUCUCAGCACGAACGAGUUUAUCUGCAUAAUCGCUGUAACGAUUGCCUUGACUUUGUUUGUUGAAAUGCCGUGCAAUAAUUUAAAGACACUUUUGUUCGAUAAGAAGAGAGUUCCAAGAAGUGAAAAGAAACAAUUAGAUCUUAAUUCAAAUAUAAAAGUUUCGGUUGGUGACGUUUGUGAGAAAAUAAAUAAAAUGUUAAUUAAAACUGUCGUAAUAUUAUUUUAUGUGAACUUUUGUUUUGGUUAUACAAGAGAUGUUAAUUUCAAAAUCAACGAAAAUGAAACAAUUGUGGAUCUUUUGACACGAUCCAUGGAAAUCACUGAUUAUAUUGUGCCAGAAAUUGAUGGAGAAGAUUUCAUCAACAUUUUGAGUCCAAAAAUUAUGGAAUUACAACCACCAUUUGAUUUGUCAUCGUACAAUGUUUCAUUGAAGUGCCAACAAUCUUCAGAAGAAUUUAUGAUUGCGUUAAACAAAUUUGAGCUUUGGGCAUUGAGAAUGUACGAUGCGAGUGCGAAGCUUACGAGCGGAAUUCUCAAUGGAAAUGUUAAUCAAUUUGGGGAUUUCGACCAAUGCUUGGAAACAAUUAUCGAAAAGAAAUCAUUUCAAGCUCAAUAUUGUCUCGCUUACAUUCAGCCAUCGGUUUCGUCAAAUUUCAAGUAUCUUAAUUAUUUACGGACUUUGGCGUUAUCUUUUGAAGCAUACAAAAGUAAAUUUGAAGACCCAAGUCAUGUUGUACCAAAAACGUCACAAAUUCAAUGGGCUUUUUGCAUUCCUUCAACAUGCACACAUGAAGAACUUCAACAUGUUUUACAGCAAAAACUCAAAACGUUUGUCAACAGUUCGAUCAUUAAUUUUGAUGUUGAAGUUAAGAAAGAAAUGUGCCAGAUAAGAGAAGAGAGCAAGGAAUACGAUUUAGGGACUAAACUUGCUUUAUAUUUCGUUGCAUUUGUUGCAAUAAUUACUUUACUCUCGACGUUUUAUGAAACAUAUUCAGCAUCUGAAAGUCAAAAUGAAUGGUUGACAGCAUUUUCUUUAAAAAAGAAUUUAAAGGACAUGAUGUCGAUUGAAGUUCCGAAAGGCGACAUUGCAUCACCUCAUGGUAUCAGAUUAUUCAGCACGAUUAUGUUGAUACUUUCACAUAGAUCAAUGGAAGUUGAGUUUAACCCAGUGGUUAACAGAACUCAAAUCUCACUUAUGGCUAGAACACCAAUUACUGUCUUAUUUCGAGGAAGUUAUUUGUACACGGACACGUUUCUGAUGUUGAGUGGAAUGUUAGUUGCAUAUUCAUUUAUUGGAAGACUUCAACGUGGACAAAAUAUUAACGUUCUUAAGGAAAUUGCUGCUCGAUACUUCCGAGUUGUGCCUCCAAUGGCAGCUCUCUUAUUAUUCGGAACUUUUAUUUUGCCACUUCUUGGAGAUGGACCGCAAUGGAACAUGCUGAUUACCAAUCAAUCAGAGAUAUGCAAACAAACUUGGUGGAGAAAUUUUCUGAUGAUUCACAAUUGGUUUGGCUUUGAAAAUAUUUGCAUGACGCACACACAUCACGUCGGAACCGACUUCAGUCUUUUUCUCAUCGCUCCUUUCAUGAUUAUGUGUCUACACAAAUAUCCAAAGAAGUCGAUGAGUGUAAUUUUCAUACUUGCUUUGAUAUCAACGAUCGGAAGAUUUUACAUAACUUAUGCUCGAGACAUGACUGUUUAUGUUUUAUUUGGAAUUGAGUAUGGUUGA
Messenger RNA from Clunio marinus, 5496 nucleotides. The record is from the annotation of a GenBank genome assembly. Lineage: Eukaryota; Metazoa; Arthropoda; Insecta; Diptera; Chironomidae.